CCUCUCCAAUAUUAUCAGUUUCUUCUUCUCCAGGAAAAAACCUAAUUAAAAAGGUUAACUUUCUUCUUUGUUCAUCCUCAUUAACAUCAUUAUCAUAUAUAUAUGAAGAUGAGACGAAACUGCAACUUGGAACUCCGGCUCCUUCCUUCUGGAUUUUCCGGCGACCGUCGCGACAUGGUGGAAGAAGGGAGCAGUGAAAGCCCAGAAAACCAACAUCAACAGCUCACGAUUUUCUAUAAUGGAAGAGUUUGCGUUUGUGAUGUUACAGAGCUCCAGGCAAGAGCAAUUCUAAUGAUUGCGAACCGAGAAAUGGAUGAAAGAUUAAGAACUCCAACAUCGGGAUCAGAACCGGCUUCGCCAUCGUUACAAUCUCCGAUAAGUAGCCCUAGUACCGGACUUCCCACCGGCAUUAAGAGAUCGCUUCAACGGUUCCUCCAAAAACGAAAGAAUCGAAUCCAAGCUACAUCUCCCUACCAUUAAUAUUGAUUAGUAUCAUCUUUUAUAUCUCCUUGCUAUUAUGUGCAAUGGAAGGAAUUGGUCUAUCAUUUUUGGCUAGCAAUUACAACUAGUAAUGAUUUCAUUGAAUGAGAUUGGCCAUGGAGGCUUUUUUCAUCCUUUUUUUUCCUCUUGUAGAUUUGUGUAUAUUGCUAGUAGCUAGCUUCAAGACCAUGAUGUAUUUUACAUUUG
This is a messenger RNA of Hibiscus syriacus, 687 nucleotides long. Its product is annotated as protein TIFY 5A. The transcript is spliced from 3 exons. The coding region runs from base 103 to 480 and encodes 125 amino acids. Lineage: Eukaryota; Viridiplantae; Streptophyta; Magnoliopsida; Malvales; Malvaceae. Gene Ontology annotation, biological process: regulation of jasmonic acid mediated signaling pathway; regulation of defense response; response to wounding. The record is from RefSeq and is a predicted model, not a curated record. Gene Ontology annotation, cellular component: nucleus.